AUGUUGGUCUCCUUGACAGUUGGCAAGGUAGACGCAGGAGUCGCUGUACUCUUGACCCAGGACAACAGACUUAUCGAAUUCCCCUCCGUCCUUCUCCCCAGCAACAUCACGUCCGGUAGUAUCGUCGACAUCACCGUCGCGCGCAACCACACAGCCGAAUCCGCCAGUGCCGCCAACUUCCAGUCGCUCCAAAAACGCAUCCUCAAUACCUACGGCAUCAAGACCCCCACACCCCCGGUUCUCCGUCUCCGCAACGCAACCCAAACUUCCCUCGUCUUGGAAUGGGAACCUAUUGACCUAGCCACCGCAUCCCUGAAAUCACUCUCCCUGUACCGCAAUGGCUCUAAAGCCGGGUCCAUCCCCCGUCCGCUUGAGACGCGAAGCACCAAAAUUAGCGGUCUAGCCAUCCACACCGAAUACACCUUCCAUCUCGUCCUGCGCACCACCGCCGGCACCUACCAGUCGGAGAAGCUGACUUGCCGCACGCACAAGAUGACGGAUCUCUCCGGUAUCACGGUGACGGCGGGUGUCCUUCCCCUGCAACAGAAGGAUGCUCUUGCAGCUGCGUUGGAUCGCAUCGGUGGAAAGCUGAUCGACUCGGUCCGCAUUGAUACCACCCACUUUGUCUGUACGGAGGGGAGAGGCCCGCUCUGGGAGAAGGCCGUUGAGAUGAAUAUUCCCGUGGUCGUUCCGGAGUGGGUGGAUGCUUGCGAGGCCGAAGGCACUAUUGUCAGUGUUCGCGGGUAUUACCUGAAUGCUGACCCCAAGGCAAGACAGCUGGGCCCGAUUCACAGCUCUACGCAGCAUCAGCGAACGGUUUCUACUGCCACCUCGAACCUGGCGCCCCCGGCUGCGCAGGCUCAGACCCCAUCACGGCAGGCGGCGCAGGAAGACGAGCAGAACGUUGAGCCUCCGGUUACGCCGUUCCCGGGAGCCGAGAUGACCGGCCAGCCCAUCGCGGAAGAGAAGGAGGUGGGAUCGGACGAGAGUACAGAGUCGCCGCCACCUCCACCUCCGAAGGAUGAAGAAAAGGAGGAUGAAACUGCCGAGCAGAAUGGUGAUCACGAGACACCGCCAUCUCCGCCAGAAAAGGACGAGGACGAGGGCGAAGGCAAGGACGAGGAAGAGAAGACCGAAGAGAACACGCGAGAGCAAGAAGAGGAAGAGGAAGAGGAAGAGAAAGGCGACUCAUCAAAUACCAAAGAGCGCAAAUCAAAGGAGGGCGGAGAAGGAGACUUUAAUGAAGUCCCUCUGUAA
Aspergillus welwitschiae is the source of this 1257-nucleotide messenger RNA. Its product is annotated as putative chitin biosynthesis protein (Chs5). Gene Ontology annotation, molecular function: protein dimerization activity. The record is from RefSeq and is a predicted model, not a curated record. Gene Ontology annotation, cellular component: exomer complex; trans-Golgi network. NCBI's taxonomy places the organism in Eukaryota, Fungi, Ascomycota, Eurotiomycetes, Eurotiales, Aspergillaceae. The transcript has 2 exons. The coding region runs from base 1 to 1257 and encodes 418 amino acids. Gene Ontology annotation, biological process: Golgi to plasma membrane transport; conjugation with cellular fusion.